AGAGAGAGAGAGCCAUGGCAACUGAAGUCGUAGCCGAGCCUGUGCAGCAUUACCAAGAGCCUCACAACGACGUCAAGCUCUUCAACAAGUGGAGCUUCGACGAUGUUCAGGUCAGUGACAUCUCCCUUGGAGAUUACAUUGGAGUGACCCAAUCCAAGCAUGCAACCUAUGUCCCUCACACUGCUGGGAGGUACUCGGUCAAGCGUUUCAGGAAAGCUCAAUGCCCCAUUGUGGAGAGGCUUACAAACUCUCUCAUGAUGCAUGGGAGAAACAAUGGAAAGAAACUGAUGGCUGUAAGGAUUGUUAGGCACGCAAUGGAAAUCAUCCAUCUGCUUACUGACUUGAACCCAAUUCAAGUCAUUGUUGAUGCUGUUGUUAACAGUGGCCCACGUGAGGAUGCCACUCGUAUUGGAUCUGCUGGAGUUGUUAGGCGUCAGGCUGUGGAUAUCUCACCUCUGAGACGUGUGAAUCAGGCUAUCUAUCUCCUGACAACCGGUGCUCGCGAGUCUGCUUUCAGGAACAUCAAGACAAUUGCUGAAUGCUUGGCCGAUGAGCUUAUCAAUGCUGCCAAAGGUUCCUCUAACAGUUAUGCUAUCAAGAAAAAGGAUGAGAUUGAAAGGGUUGCCAAGGCCAAUCGUUAAGGUGUUCUGGAAGCUCUUGUUACUGAGAAGAAGCAAAGUUGGUGUUAUGUAUGAAAGAACAAAAUGGGUUUUAUCUAUCUUUUUGUAAUGACUGUAUGGUAGCUCCAUUUUUCGGAUAUGUUUAUGGUACUGUUUGGUUUCGUGAAGACACGUUCUAGGUUUAUUUCUUUUGUGAUCUUUGGUUUUAGUAUGUCAUCUGACUGUUUGGAAUCAGGAGAAAACAGGUUACAUCUUAGAAUUA
Argentina anserina (silverweed cinquefoil) is the source of this 882-nucleotide messenger RNA. Its product is annotated as 40S ribosomal protein S5-like. The record is from RefSeq and is a predicted model, not a curated record. Gene Ontology annotation, cellular component: cytosolic small ribosomal subunit; ribosome. Gene Ontology annotation, molecular function: structural constituent of ribosome; mRNA binding; rRNA binding. Gene Ontology annotation, biological process: ribosomal small subunit assembly; translation. The transcript is spliced from 4 exons. Lineage: Eukaryota; Viridiplantae; Streptophyta; Magnoliopsida; Rosales; Rosaceae. Bases 15 to 641 code for a protein of 208 amino acids.